Messenger RNA from Micromonas commoda, 531 nucleotides. RefSeq lists its product with no specific name. NCBI's taxonomy places the organism in Eukaryota, Viridiplantae, Chlorophyta, Mamiellophyceae, Mamiellales, Mamiellaceae. The record is from RefSeq and is a predicted model, not a curated record. The annotation marks the transcript as partial. The transcript is spliced from 2 exons.
AUGAUCACAGCUGGUGAAGCUGAUGAUGGCGCAAACGGUGGCACUGGUGGUGAGAUUGAGAUUGUGGCAGGCCUUGGCGCAGGCGCUGGCGGCGCAGUGACGAUCACGACAGGUGUUGGCACCGCAACCGGCAGCGGCGCGAUGAAGCUGUCGACCGCUGCAGGUGGCACAUCUGGCAACAGCGGCGACGUGUCCAUGAAGACCGGCGCUGGCGGCACCACCGGCAACAGCGGCAAAAUGGAGCUCGCCACGGGCGACUCCCAGACCGCUGGUGCGAGCGGCAACAUCUCGAUCAGCACUGGCAGCGCCGUUGGCGGCAACGGUGGCGACAUCACGCUGAAGGUGGGCGAUGGCAACACCGGCCCUGGCGGCGACAUUGGACAAGGUACCACGAAGAGUGGUGCUGUCGUCGUCACUUCAGGAGACGCCAAUGGUCUGACGGGUGAGAUCAUGAUGGUUACUGGGAGCUCAGCAAACAGCAGUGGAACCAUGACAAUCGGGACAGGAACAGCGACAAGCGGUGAAUCCGGA